CGCGCUCGUCCUAAUACAGCCGAUCGCGGCUGGCUGGGCCAUGCCGUUUGCACCGUUGAUCUCCAAGUACGGGAGACCAGCCAGAUGGUUCCUGUGUUGUGUUAUGUGUGUGUGCACUCGGUCUUCCACACUAUCAUUCUGAUUCUCGCCAAAUAUACUCCAUGUUUCCAGCCCUGUACACUGCGAGCACGGUGUGUGUGUGUAGUGAGCACAAACAGGCAACUGCACGAUGCCCGCGAUCGACAAGCACCAACAUUUAUAACAUUCACUGGGAAAGAUAUAUUAUAUAUGUACACCAACAUGUAUGAUCAGCACAACCCGACGUCGUCGUAUAAAUCGACGCGGCAUUACUCAGUUUGUUUCCCGAGUCAAAAAGACAAACCGACCUAUUUGUCUGGAAUUUGAAUAAUGUUGAUACGUAAUAUGCUACUUAAUAUUAUGCAUACAACGCGCGCUGCUUACGUCGGCUAAGCGAUCGUUAGCUAAUUUUCUUCAAUCGCUGGUAAUUUUACUCACGGCUUUUUCAUAUAUGUUUGACAGAAAUAUUUGUGCAUCUUUGUGCAGUGUAGGAAAUAUUUUAUGGGUGUUCACAAUCAAUCAAAUAUGUGACACGCGUUGUUAUACACGGCCAUUAUGCUGAUGAAAUCCAACUGCGAACAAGUUUUCCAUCUGCGGUGACAAUUUGUGCGGUGUGUAUGUAACCGGGAUGAAGUAGAGCACAUUGGGAUUUGCAUUGCCCCCUCGAUUGCAAUUUCAUUACCGCUAUGACAAGGAUUGUAUUGUGCUGGCCGUAUGCGGCCGUAAAUUAAUGGAUAUGUACAUAGAUUGCGAGCAGCUAGCCGUCGCCGCCAACAUCUUGGCAGCUCUCAGCCGGUGAAUGACCACAGCGCGAGCAUGCUGUUACGGUGGAAUUUUGUGUUUAUAAUAAUUAUUAUUUAUGGGUUAUGCUGCGGAGUGGCAUUGGGUCAGGAGGAUACAUUAUCCAGUAUAUUACAGCGUAUGGAAGGUAUUACCGCGGAGAAAUCCGCCUGUCCACAUUCCCUUUCCAAGUAUAAUCUAACAAUUCCCGAUUCCUUGCUCAAUACACAAUUCCACCGUGAAACCGCGGCGGUGCGACGUUUAGCGCGAUUGUUAAACAGCUUUUUGUCGUACCAUGUGGGAACGGGAGUUGCGUAUAAGGAAUCAGUAGCGAGUAAAUUUCAGACGGUUGAACAAGUGGCCCGUUCAGCGGUUAAUUUACUUUUGGAAUCUGAAGUGAAAAUCAAAAGAACGCAUGUCUGCUGGAUAAAGGAUGCCUCGACGGCAACGGCAGGUGCAGCCGGCGGAUUGGGGAAUAUGGAUAAUUUCAGCUGUCGUUAUUUUCUCAGGAGUACAUCGUCAUUGACAUCGUCCGCGUCGGCGGAUCAGCCAGCGGUGCUAAUAACAUCAGCACCAGCUACCGGCAGCUCCCAAGUCCAGCCCGCUAUUAGCACUGCACACCCGGCGACCGCACAAUCAAUAAGAGAGAAGGAAAAAAAUUCAGCUUCACUUAUCCGUGAUGUGCUGCAAUCUAACACUCUUCUCAGGAAUGAAUUUCAAGCGGGAUGGACGGCGCCAUAUUUCGACUGCAGUGGCUCUUGGCUCAUUACGUACUUAGUGCUUGUAAACAAUCGCAAGGAUGCCACUUCGGAAAGCGGAAGCCACAUCCCAUACGGAACAUUUGGAAUGGACAUCGAUCUGUUAGCAUAUGUUGAUAUUAAUCAAUGCUCAGACGACGAACACCAUGAAAAUAUUUUUCGAGCCACACAUCGAUGUAAACUGCAAACAACUAUUUGCCACAAUAUUUCGGGUUACGGAUUUCGCCGCGGCGGUUACCGCUGCGCAUGCCAGCCCGGACACUAUUCCCAGUCGGUGGUGACAGAAUUUUCUGGUGCAGAUAUCGAAAGAACCUAUGCGCAGAGUGAAGCCGAAUAUGCUGCCAAUUUCAACUGUUUUCGUUGUGCUCCGGACUGCACGACCUGCACCGAUGGCAACCCUUGCGUCGUGACCUAUGAUAUCGUGGCACGAGGCCUUCCACUGGGUGUCCUGGCAUUUUGCAUUACAUGCGCCCUUUUUGUGGCAGCCGCAGUUUAUCGAUACCGCCGGCGAAAGGUCAUCGCCUCUGCCACCUGGCCUCUCCUGGAGAACAUUAUUAUGGGAGGCAUAUUAGUUUAUUGCAGUGUGAUAAUUCGUUAUUUUCCUCCGACAUUUGAACGGUGUAUGGCCGAGCCAUGGCUUCGUGAACUGGGAUUUAUGCUGUUCUACUGUGCUGUGAUAUUAAAACUUUACAAAGUCGUUACGGAGUUUCGCACACGAAAAGCCCAUUGUGUGUAUGUUCGGGACAAAGAUUUGGUGAAAUAUCACAUUGGCAUCAUCCUCAUCACCAUUGCUUUCAUGUCAGCCUGGACCAGUAUUAGCAUGGAUCUGCAUCGGGAAGGCAAAGAGAUCCUUUUGACGCUCGUCAGUACAAAUCGACGCCGACAUACCAUCUGUCGGCUUCCCUGGUGGGAUUACGUGGCGGAAAGCUGUGAAACUCUCAUAUUGCUCUGGGGAAUUUACCUGAGUUAUCUUGCUCGAAACUCUAAAACGUUGUACAUGGAAAGGAAGCUGCUCACCGCCGCGAUAUGCGUCGAACUGCUGGUUUCGGGCAUUUUUUAUAUCAUAAGACAUGCCGUAUGGUAUGACGUCCAUCCAGAUGUCAUCUACCUUCUGUAUUUUGGAAGGUCUCAGUUAACUAUUACGGUUAACCUUUUCGUUAUAUUCGGAGGAAAGAUAUGGUAUAUUUUUCGACCCCAAGACGAUCCUUUCCGUAAGAACCAAGCGCAAGGCACGCAAGGACGUCCGGCAGAGAUGGAGAAGUUGCAUGAUGGCAUAUUUGCCGGUGAUUUGGAAUUGAAUCAAAUUCCCCUGGCCAAUAUGGAUCACGGAGAAAUUCGCAUGGAGCUACGGCGUCUUUAUGCUCAAAUGCAAGUACUUAAAACUAAAGCCAUGCGACAAGACAAUCCUCAUAUAUCAAAAAAGAAAGGCGGUCGAAAAAUGCCACAUCGAAGAUUUUCCAUCCAAGCUUUCAGUUCCCGAACCAGGCAUCCGAAAUAUGACGAAGAAACCACAGCCGUUAAGACACCAGAAGAAUCGUCAGGCAGUGUCGAUAAUUAUCAUGCCGAUGCUCCAACGACGAUCUAUGAAGAUGAGCCCUAUAAUUCCCCACUUCACUCGGCGGUUGCUAAUGUUGUCAAUUCCGUUAUCAACAAAAAAGGAACAAAUCAGCACGUUGGCGUAACGAAUCUGUGAUGAUCCACAACUGGGAUGCGUGUAAUUCGUAUACCAAAUAAAUUUGAUACCAAAUAAUAUUUAGUUAUUUUUACUUUGUUCAGCUACAGUUAGUCUUCGUUGUGUACCUUUUUGUAUUGUUGAAACCGAUCGUGAACAAAUAAAUCGA
Messenger RNA from Paramacrobiotus metropolitanus, 3457 nucleotides. Its product is annotated as probable G-protein coupled receptor 158. Gene Ontology annotation, cellular component: membrane. Lineage: Eukaryota; Metazoa; Tardigrada; Eutardigrada; Parachela; Macrobiotidae. The record is from RefSeq and is a predicted model, not a curated record. Bases 895 to 3309 code for a protein of 804 amino acids. Gene Ontology annotation, biological process: G protein-coupled receptor signaling pathway. The transcript is spliced from 10 exons. Gene Ontology annotation, molecular function: G protein-coupled receptor activity.